GUGAAUCAUGGGCAUUCGCCAGUUUUUAUCUAAUGGUAAAACCAUCAUAUUUACUUGAUUGUGGUCGUGUGACGUGUGUCAUCAAAAGUUAGUGAUGGCAUGGAUCAUGUAUAUUUUGCUAUAACCUAUGUGUACGUAAUAUGUUUAACCGAUUACACCUGGUUUUCAAUGAGAUGUCGUCACUGAGGUUGCUGUUUUACAGAAUCUUCUUAUUUUUAUCGACCUAACUGGUAUGGGGAUGUCAUGGCUGGCCCAAGUGCGGUGCGUGCACUUGGUGAUGUUUGCAGUCUGCCUGAUCCCACUAUUCGUAUGUCUUUCGUACCUGAACAACAAUCAACUCCACACGACGGCAUCCCCGCUCAGAACCUACGAAGUACGUUUAGUUCAAACCAGCAGCAGCAAUCUCAGCCAAUCGGACACCGAAGGGCAACUACCACCAGCUGUUCCUUCACAUUCAACCAAUGCCACUACGAAUAACACCAACCAGGGUCCCGAUCUUACCAAAGGGGUAGCAGCAGAGAAAAUCUACGAAGCCGGCCACAUGCAUCAUACUUCUGAAAUAUGCCUCAACAUGGGUAAAGAUCUCAAACUGCUGAUAGCUAUUACGUCGGCCCCAAGUCAUGAAAGUGCCAGAUUAGCUGUAAGGGAAACAUGGGGUCAUUUUGCUAUAAGAAAAGACAUAGUCAUAGCUUUUAUGUUAGGUUCCACUUCAAAUCAGACUGUAAAUGAUAGGAUAGAAAAAGAACAAGAAAUGUAUGGUGAUAUUAUUAGAGGAAAAUUUAUAGACACGUAUGACAAUCUUACUUUGAAGACCAUAUCCAUGCUCGAAUGGGUGGAUAAUCUAUGUUCGAGGGCGCAGUUCGUACUUAAGACAGAUGAUGACAUGUUUAUAAACGUCUCGCGUCUUUUAGCAUUUAUUAGCAAACACAAGCCUGAAGAACGAGUAAUAUAUGGCCGAUUGGCCAGGAAAUGGAAGCCAAUUAGGAGAAAACAAUCUAAGUACUAUAUUUCUCCGCAACAAUAUAAACCUACAGUUUUUCCAGAUUUCACUACGGGUCCCGCUUAUUUAUUUCCAGCUCAUAUAGCUAAAGAACUUUAUCUAGCGUCUCUAAACUAUACGUAUUUUAAACUCGAAGAUGUUUUUGUCACUGGUAUUGUGGCAAACGGACUGAAGAUUAAACGGGUACAUGUACCAGAAUUUAUUAAUAAACGCGUUUCGUUCACGCCCUGCAACAUCCAGAAGGAGAUCAGCAUACACAUGGUGAAGAGUGCUGAACAGUACGAUCUGUGGAAAAAGUUACAUGACGUAGCAAAGUGUAAAAAAUAAAUGUGAUUGACUUCGAACAAAAGAAAGACUUGUGAUUAGUUUACAAUUCUUUAUUAUGAACAGUAUUUUAUUUUAAGUUAAAUUAUUUUCUAUAAAUAAUUGUAUACUCGGGUAGAUUAUAAAAAAAUACAUCACAUCAGACCCUAUUUAAAUUAAGAAAUUAUUUUUUGUAAUCUAUUAAAAUUAAAAAAAAAAAAAACGAUUUUUUGUAUUAUACUCGCUCAUGUACAUAAGAUUUAGAACUCAUUUUUAUAUUUCAAUUAAGAUCAAAUAAAAUAUUAUAAAAUUAAUGUAAAUAUAUUUGUACAAUAUACUCUAGAUUGAACGUUUAGAUUCUUUCUCUCUAAUUUUAUUCAUCAUUUUGUGGAGGAAUAUACACGAAGGAAUUCACUUCUUGCAACACCAAUUCUGAAAAAAAAAGUCAAUAUUAUAGAAGCCUUAAAUGCCCAAGCAAGUUUUUGUACAUUUUAAUUAAAAAAAGCUUGGAUAUUUAAAGUGCAAUAAACUGUUAAUUAUAUUUAAAUAAGUUCUAUUGUCUCCAAAAUUUAUAAGUGUGAGAAUAUUUCUAAUUAAAUAUUUAUCUAAAUUAUAACAUUAUUGUUCUAGUUAGAUCGUUAACUACUACAAUAAAAAUUUAAUUUUUUUUUCCUUUUGCACAAAUAUAACAAAAGGAGUGUUUUCUUUUAUUUUUUAUCUAGAUUUUAUUCAAAACCUUAAAAUGUUCAAUUUUUCCUCGUUUUCUUUUCGUUCCCAUUAUUCAACAAAUAAAUAAUAGUGAUCUGCCUGUCAAUUUCUAAUUAAAAAUGAUGACGUUAUUUUUUGUUUUUUUGCCCUUUCCGGAAACCCUCUGCUCACCUCUGAAGGGUUACGGCAGGGUUCCAGUCUACCUUCCGUCCUCUGGGGUUCGCAUGGCGGCAC
This is a messenger RNA of Psylliodes chrysocephalus, 2245 nucleotides long. Lineage: Eukaryota; Metazoa; Arthropoda; Insecta; Coleoptera; Chrysomelidae. The record is from the annotation of a GenBank genome assembly.